Molecule: messenger RNA, 5189 nt
Organism: Syngnathus typhle (broad-nosed pipefish)
Lineage: Eukaryota; Metazoa; Chordata; Actinopteri; Syngnathiformes; Syngnathidae
Product: zinc finger protein 729-like
Exons: 7
Biological process (GO): regulation of DNA-templated transcription
Molecular function (GO): DNA-binding transcription factor activity, RNA polymerase II-specific; RNA polymerase II cis-regulatory region sequence-specific DNA binding
Source: RefSeq, a predicted model, not a curated record
CAGGGCGGACACUCUACCACUAGGUCACUGAGCUGGGUUGUUUAAUGGCGGUCAGUAGACGCGGCAAUACAGCAGAUGAAACAACAACCCCCACUCUCCAGUGUGAAAAUGUCUGGGACCACAGCAGAGUACAUGAAGGAAAAGGACCGCAGUCGUCGACGACUGGAACAUCUUUGGCUGCAGCCUUAUGUUGUGUUGCGCAGAGCAGACAUCAGUGAAGCUAUUCGUCCUAAGCAGGAGGAGCCAGACCGCACUCGCAUUAAAGAGGAAGAUGUGGGCAAAGAGGUCCACCACUUCAAUGACCAAAUGGAGCAGAAGUUUCCAUGCACUAUAAAAGAGGAAGAACCGGAGCGGCCUUGUAAUGAAGAGGGAGAGGACUCCUGCGACAUUAGAAAGGAGGAGGAAGAUACCUGCAAGAUGCCAUUGACGGGUGUUCCUGUGAAGCGUUUAGAUGAGGGUCAAGAUAAGGUGAACACAGGGGCGGAGCCUCCAAGCUGCACCUCAAGUCAACAAAUGACCAGAGGUGAUGGAGACCACUGUGGAGGAUCACAAGCAGCUCCACCGUCAGAUAGUGAUGAGGUGUUGUCACAUGUUCCUGCUUCUGCUUCUGCUGCUGCUGCUGCUGCUGCUGCUGCUGAUGAUGAUGAUGAUGAUGAUGAUGAUGAUGAUGAAAAAUACUCUCGGAGGGAACAUUUAACAAUGCACACAAGAAUCCACACUGGCGAGAAACCUUUUUCAUGCUCAGUUUGUGGCCAAAUAUUCUCUCAAAAGGAAAGCUUAAAAUCUCAUACAAGAAUCCACACUGGCGAGAAACCUUUUUCAUGCUCAGUUUGUGGCCAAAUAUUCUCUCGGAGUGGACAUUUAAAAAGGCACACACGAAUCCACACUGGUGAGAAACCUUUUUCAUGCUCAGUUUGUGGCCAAAUAUUCUCUCAAAAGGAAAGCUUAAAAUCUCAUACAAGAAUCCACACUGGCGAGAAACCUUUUUCAUGCUCAGUUUGUGGCCAAAUAUUCUCUCGGAGUGGACAUUUAAAAAGGCACACACGAAUCCACACUGGUGAGAAACCUUUUUCAUGCUCAGUUUGUGGCCAAAUAUUCUCUCAAAAGGAAAGCUUAAAAUCUCAUACAAGAAUCCACACUGGCGAGAAACCUUUUUCAUGCUCAGUUUGUGGCCAACAAUUCUCUCACGGGGAAACUUUGAAAAGGCACACAAGAAUCCACACUGGCGAGAAACCUUUUUCAUGCUCAGUUUGUGGCCAAAUAUUCUCUCAAAAGGAAAGCUUAAAAUCUCAUACAAGAAUCCACACUGGCGAGAAACCUUUUUCAUGCUCAGUUUGUGGCCAAAUAUUCUCUCGGAGUGGACAUUUAAAAAGGCACACACGAAUCCACACUGGUGAGAAACCUUUUUCAUGCUCAGUUUGUGGCCAAAAAUUCUCUCAAAGGGGAAACUUAAAAUCUCAUACAAGAAUCCACACUGGCGAGAAACCUUUUUCAUGCUCAGUUUGUGGCCAGGAAUUCUCUCAUAGGGUAAGCUUAAAAUCUCAUACAAGAACCCACACUGGCGAGAAACCUUUUUCAUGCUCAGUUUGUGGCCAAAGGUUCUCUCGAAGGGUAGACUUAAAAUCUCAUACAAGAAUCCACACUGACGAGAAACCCUUUUAAUGCUCAGUUUGCGGCCAAGAAUUCUCUCAGAGUGGACAUUUAAAAGAGCACACAAGUAUCCACACUGGUGAGAAACCUUUUUCAUGCUCAGUUUGUGGCCAAAAAUCUUCUCAUAUCUUUGUGGGCAAAAAUUCUCUGAGUGGACAUUUAAAAGAGGACACAAGAAUCCACACUGACGUGGCAAUACAGCAGAAGAAACAACAACCCCCACUCUCCAGUGUGAAAAUGUCUGGGACCACAGCAGAGUACGUGAAGGAAAAGGACCGCAGUCGUCGACAACUGGAACAUCUUUGGCUGCAGCCUUAUGUUGUGUUGCGCAGAGCAGACAUCAGUGAAGCUAUUCGUCCUAAGCAGGAGGAGCCAGACCGGACUCGCAUUAAAGAGGAAGAUGUGGGUAAAGAGGUCCACCACUUCAGUGAACAAAUGGAGCAGAGGUUUCUAUGCACUAUACGGAGCGGCCUUGUAAUGAAGAGGGGGGGAGAGGACUCCUGCGACAUUAGAAAGAAGGAGGAAGAUACCUGCAACAUACCAUUGACUGGUGUUCCUGUGAAGCGUUUAGAUGAGGGUCAAGAUAAGGUGAACACAAGGGCGGAGCCUCCAAGCUGCACCUCAAGUCAACAAAUGACCAGAGGUGAUGGAGACCACUGUGGAGAAUCACAAGCAGCUCCACCGUCAGAUAGUGAUGAGAUGUUGUCACAUGUUCCUGCUGCUGUUGCUGCUGCUGCUGCUGCUGCUGCUGCUGCUGCUGAUGCUGAUCAUGAUGGUGAUGAUCAGUCUCAAAACAAACACAGGCAAUGUUCUCACUGUGGAAUAUUUGUUGGUCAUAGCAGUAGCUUGAAACAACACAUGAGAAUGUACACAAGAAAGAAAACCUUUUUCUGCUCAGAUUGUGGCCUAAAAUACUCUCGGAGGGAACAUUUACCAAUGCACACAAAAAUCCACACUGGCGAGAAACCUUUUUCAUGCUCAGUUUGUGGCCAACAAUUCACUCACAAGGCAAGUUUUAAAAGGCACACAAAAAUCCACACUGGUGAGAAACCUUUUUCAUGCUCAGUUUGUGGCCAAACAUUCUCUCGAAAGGUAAGCUUAAAAUCUCAUACAAGAAUCCACACUGGCGAGAAACCUUUUUCAUGCUCAGUUUGUGGCCAAGAAUUCUCUCAGAGUGGACAUUUAAAAGCGCACACAAGAAUCCACACUGGCGAGAAACCUUUUUCAUGCUCAGUUUGUGGCCAAAAGUUCUCUCGAAGGGUAAACUUAACAUAUCAUACAAGAAUCCACACUGGUGAGAAACCUUUUUCAUGCUCAGUUUGUGGCCAAUCAUUCUCUCAAAAGGAAAGCUUAAAAUCUCAUACAAGAAUCCACACUGGCGAGAAACCUUUUUCAUGUUCAGUUUGUGGCCAAAAAUUCUCUCACAGGAAAAGUUUUAAAAUGCACACAAGAAGCCACACUGGCGAGAAACCUUUUUCAUGCUCAGUUUGUGGCCAAGAAUUCUCUCAGAGUGGAUAUUUAAAAGAGCACACAAGAAUUCACACUGGCGAGAAACCUUUUUCAUGCUCAGUUUGUGGCCAAAAAUUCUCUCAUAGGAAAAGUUUUAAAAUACACACAAGAAGCCACACUGGCGAGAAACCUUUUUCAUGCUCAGUUUGUGGACAAAAAUUCUCUCAAAAGGGAACCUUAAAAUCUCAUACAAGAAUCCACACUGGCGAGAAACCUUUUUCAUGCUCAGUUUGUGGCCAAAGAUUCUCUCGAAAGGUAAGAUUAAAAUCUCAUACAAGAAUCCACACUGGCGAGAAACCUUUUUCAUGCUCAGUUUGUGGCCAGCAAUUCUCUCACAGGCCAAGUUUUAAAAGGCACACAAGAAUCCACACUGGCGAGAAACCUUUUUCAUGCUCAGUUUGUGGCCACAAAUUCUCUCAAAGGGUAAGCUUAAUCAGGCACACAAGAAUCCACACUGGUGAGAAACCUUUUUCAUGCUCAGUUUGUGGCCAAAUGUUCUCUCUAAAGGAAAGCUUAAAAUCUCAUACAAGAAUCCACACUGGCGAGAAACCUUUUUCAUGCUCAGUUUGUGGCCAACAAUUCUCUCACCGGACAACUUUUAAAACACACACAAGAAUCCACACUGGCGAGAAACCUUUUUCAUGCUCAGUUUGUGGCCAAGAAUUUUUUCAGAGUGGACAUUUAAAAGAGCACACAAGAAUUCACACUGGCGAGAAACCUUUUUCAUGCUCAGUUUGUGGCCAAGAAUUCUCUGAGAGUGGAUAUUUAAAAGAGCACACAAGAACUCACACUGGCGAGAAACCUUUUUCAUGCUCAGUUUGUGGCCAAAAAUUCUCUCACAGGACAAGUUGUAAAAUGCACACAAGAAUCCACACUGGCGAGAAACCUUUUUCAUGCUCAGUUUGUGGGCAGAAAUUCUCUCAGAGUGGACAUUUAAAAGAGCACACAAGAAUCCACACUGGUGAGAAACCUUUUUCAUGCUCAGUUUGUGGCCAAAGAUUCUCUCGAAGGGUACACUUAAAAUCUCAUACAAGAAUCCACACUGGCGAGAAACCUUUUUCAUGCUCAGUUUGUGGCCAAAAAUUCUCUCAAAAGAAAAGCUUAAAAUCUCAUACAAGAAUCCACACUGGUGAGAAACCUUUUUCAUGCUCAGUUUGUGGCCAAAAAUUCUCUCUAAAGGAAAGCUUAAAAUCUCAUACAAGAAUCCACACUGGUGAGAAACCUUUUUCAUGCUCAGUUUGUGGCCAAAAAUUCUCUCAUAGGGUAAGCUUAAAAUCUCAUACAAGAAUCCACACUGGCGAGAAACCUUUUUCAUGCUCAGUUUGUGGCCUUAAAUUCUCUCAAAGGGUAAGCCUAAUCAGGCACACAGAAGCCCACACCUAACCCUGUUGCCUGCUCAGUCAGUUUCCAAAGUCUAUUGAGAAUUCUGAGUGUCUUGGGUAGAUGAGCAAAGAUCCAUGAAGUUCUCACCCAUUUGAGCAGACUUUAUGAUAAUUCUAUUCUAGUAUUGUUGGGAAAAAUAUACUUUUUAUCAUUGGAUUCUAUGUAUCUACUUAUGUGUGCAAGAUCUUCCACAGUAUGAUCUCGUUAUAAUGACUUGGGAGCAUAUGUCUGGCUAAGGAGCUCAUGACUCGCGCUACACAAUAAGCCUCAUAGUUAGCUAUACAUGAACAGAUCAUGUGGUUGUCAUGGGAUGGCUGAAGCAGACAAACGUCUUAUUUAAGUAGAAGUCAUGAGUACGCCACAGAGGUAUGCAUCCCAGGGGCACUAAGACUACGUCUUUGUUAAGCUAAAGUCAUGAGAGGACCAUACUGCUCUGUCCAUAAUAGUAUCCCUGUUGUUCUGUGGUCAUGAGAUGUAAUUGUGGAAUGUCCUUCCUGCCUAAGAAACUCCGCAUUCAUGUACACUUGUCCCAUUGUUGUUCCUCAAUAAAAGGCACGACCAAACUGGACGAAGAGCGCGAAUCUCCGCCACACUUGCUGUGUGUCUGGUUUGCGCCCUUGUGCAAAGGUCGCUUGCCAUCAAAGACA